Messenger RNA from Miscanthus lutarioriparius, 960 nucleotides. Lineage: Eukaryota; Viridiplantae; Streptophyta; Magnoliopsida; Poales; Poaceae. The record is from the annotation of a GenBank genome assembly.
AUGGGCUUGGAAGCGGGCCUUGUGUGGGCAGCCCACCCUGCGUCCGCGCGAGCUGGAAGAGAGUUCGCGGGCACAUGCGACAAUCCACGGGUUUUACGGGCUUUGUCGCAGCAGGGUGCUUGGUUAACGCCAAACGCCGCCGAAAGAAGCUCGGUCCUCGGCGCCGGGAUCAGGAAGCGAGGGGAUCCCCAAGCGGUAGGAAAGGUGUUGGCCGAGAAGCUGACUCGGCCGGAAUCUCUGGAAAUCACUCUGGGGAAGAUUUGGUGGCCGCUUAGGGGCGUGGAGUGUAAGGAUCUAGGGGACAAUCGCUUCCUCUUCACUUUCCUGCAAGGAUCGGGGAAGAGAAGAGCUUUGGAGGAUGGACCAUGGAUGUUUAGGAAGGAUCUGGUGGUGAUGGCAGAAUUUGAUGGCGCUAAAACAAUUGAUGAGAUUGAGUUUAAUUCAAUUCCAAUCUGGGUGAGAGUUCUGAAAAUGCCUUUGGGAUUGAUGAAUAAAGCCGCUGGGGAGGUGAUAGGAGGGAUGAUCGGCGAUGUCUUGGAAGUGGAUGCUGAUGAAGAUGAUAUGGCCAUCGGCCGAUAUAUGAGAAUUAAGAUUAGGCUGGAUAUUCGAAAACCCUUGAUGUGGGGUGUCACGUUGGACUUGGGUGAUGAGAUCAAGGAGAAUAUGAAGUGGUGCCCUCUAGUUUACGAGUUCCUUCCGAAGUCCGAACUUCUGUUACACGUGGAGAAGGGAGCUGUCCAGCAGUUCAGUAAAGCUCUUAGUUUCAUACCUGAGAAGAAGAGGUCUAGGGAGGAUUUGCGGAGCAGAUCAAGCGGUUCACGACCGCAGCUUCCGUGGAGGAGUGCAUCAGGAGGACGAGGAAGUGGUGGAUCAGGGAGCUGGGGGAGUGGAGGAAAGAAGGGUAGCGACUCACCUAGUUGGAGGAAGGGUGAUACCGCAGGAAGCAAUAAGGAGAUGUAG